Vicia villosa (hairy vetch) is the source of this 775-nucleotide messenger RNA. RefSeq lists its product as uncharacterized. NCBI's taxonomy places the organism in Eukaryota, Viridiplantae, Streptophyta, Magnoliopsida, Fabales, Fabaceae. The record is from RefSeq and is a predicted model, not a curated record. The transcript has 3 exons. The coding region runs from base 175 to 615 and encodes 146 amino acids.
CAAAAACAAAAACUAGUAUUGCAGUUGAAGUGGGACCAUAAUCUUAAAUGUAAAAUGUUUAAACAAGGAGACACGUAAAUAAAUUCACCGUCGGUUUCUCCAAAACAUUUGUUUCCGCUCCUUGAUCAUCAUUUUCCCAUCUCUUUCUCUUGAAGCCAGAGAGACACACACACCAUGGUUGCAGAGAAUGAUGAAAUGGUUACUGGAUGGCCACUUGGACUUAGCUUCAUGAAUAUGAGACUUAGAGUUGUGGAAUCGCUUCCACCACCAGCAGCUUCUUCUUCUUCAGUGGAACCACCAUAUCAAUUGCACAUACCAUCCACAAGCUUCUCUUCAUUUUCAACCUCUAAUCUCGAUACCGAGUCCACAGCAUCAUUCUUCCAAGACAAGAGUGUCUCACUUGCACAGCUGCUUGGAUUUAGAACAGAUGACAGAGGAAGGUUGUAUUUCCCUAAGUCGUUAAGGUUUGAAGAAAGGAACAUGAUACUAGAAAAUGGUUCUUGUUCUAAUGGCACCAAAGUACAAGAAAAGGAUGUUGCUAAGGUUAUUUGUAUACCUGUGCUACUUGAUGCAUUGCUGAAGAUUAUAAAGAGUAAGAAGAGUUCAAGAAACUAGGAUAUGAUUGAUUAACACGAUUGAGAAUGCAGAUUCAUAAUUCUGUGAAGAUUUCAAGUCAUUUCAGCUGGUUUUUGGUAAUUGUCAUCUAUUGUAUAACUUUCCCAAUUUCUUUGUAACUUGGAAUUAGUUCUUAAAUAUGUGAAUAUAAUAUUGAGAG